This is a messenger RNA of Dicentrarchus labrax (European seabass), 38425 nucleotides long. RefSeq names its product spectrin repeat containing, nuclear envelope 2b (gene syne2b). The transcript has 131 exons. Gene Ontology annotation, molecular function: protein binding. Gene Ontology annotation, cellular component: membrane. The record is from RefSeq and is a predicted model, not a curated record. The coding region runs from base 137 to 36235 and encodes 12032 amino acids. Lineage: Eukaryota; Metazoa; Chordata; Actinopteri; Moronidae.
GCUUCUCUCAGAGCAAGACCUGCUCUUCCACUCUGGAAAUCAAUUAUUGGCUGUACCUGCAUCCAGCAUCUCCACCACAAACACACUCUUCUGCUGCAUCGGUGCCAUGCUGCCGGGAGGCUGUGCAUGAGAAAGUAUGUCGUCAGACUUCUACUCCAGAGAUGACCUGGUGGAAAGGGGGGCCAUCCCCCUGGACAUCGACAACGUCCACUUGCUGCUGCAGGUGGAACAAGAACAGAUUCAGAAGAAGACCUUCACCAACUGGGUCAAUGCUCAGCUGGCAAAGCGGAGGCCACCGUGCAUGGUCGUGGAUCUGUUCAAUGAUUUCCGUGACGGCUCCAAACUGUUGGACCUGCUGGAGGUGAUGAGCAGCCAGCGCCUUAGUCGGGAGAGAGGCAGAGGAAUGUUUCAGCACAGGAGCAACAUUGAGAAAGCCCUUUCCUUUCUAAAGCAGAAAUCGAUCAAACUCGUCAACAUAAACAUUCCCGACAUUAUUGACGGUAAACCGUCCAUCAUCCUGGGCCUUAUAUGGACAAUCAUUCUGCAGUAUCAUAUCGAGGAGUUGGCCAGCGGCCUCUCGUUCAGCUCCCGUCAGUCCUCCAUGGAGUCUUUGACCAGCCUGGACUCGCGCUCCACCCUGUCGAGCCGCUCAGCCAGCAGUAGUCCUGUUCCUCCCAGAGGCUCCCCGCUCCACAACCGUUUCAGGGUUUCUGCCAAGAAGGCCCUGCUGCUCUGGGUCCGGGAACAGUGCCACAAAGCUGGAUGUACAUUAAAUGUUAAAGACUUCAAAGCUAGCUGGAGGAGUGGAGUGGUCUUCCUGGCAAUCCUGUACGCUCUGCGGCCUGACCUGGUGGAUCUGUCCAAAGCCAGAACCAGAAGCAACAAGCAGAACCUGGAGGAGGCCUUCUGCAUCGCAGAGAGAGAGCUGAGGAUCCCCAGACUGCUGGAUCCCGACGAUGUGGACGUUCGAGACCCCGAUGAGAAGUCCAUCAUGACCUACGUGGCUCAGUUCCUGCAGUACUCCAGAGACCUGCCAGUGCCAGAGGAAGAAAUGCAGACACAAUACCUGAAUCUUCCUAAAAGUCCUUCUCCUAUCAACCUGCCUGUUCAUUACACUCCUGCUGUUUCUGCUUCACCUCUGCGUCAGGCGACACCUGAUCGAAAGGCAAAGGAAGUGACAUGCUGGCUGGCUCAGGCGUACGAUGAGCUGCUGGAGGGAUGGGACUCCACAGAGGGAGAGAGCUACUCAGAGAGAUACCAUGUAUUUCAUACCUUUCUGGUGUCCUUUAAUGAGCAACGGCGUCCCAUCAUGCCUUUGUUGACAACAAUGAGACGAACCCCGAAACUGAGCGAUGAGCAGCGGGCUCUCAGAGAGGCGUGGGACGCACUCAGUUUAAAGCUCCGUGAAUACAAAAUUGAGUUAGAUACGAGUCUCCCGGGACCACUGAACACGGUGGCUUGCUGGCUGUUGAAAGCGGAGGGGGCUCUGUCCGAGGAGGAGGGCGACAUACCGGACCAUGGCCGAGCCGCUGACGAAGCCAGGGAGAAACAGGAACUGCUGAAAGUUUGCCUGGAGGAGAUGCCGCAGCAUGUGAAGAUCUUCCAGUCCUUCCAGAACGUGGAUGAGUAUGGAAACAUGGUGGUUCCUACUGACAAGAUGGAUGAACUAAAGAGGAGGUUCACCAGUGUGAGAGUGUCUGCUAAAUACCAUGGGAUCAAGCUUGAGUACCGGGAGCACCGCCACACAGUUUUGGAUCUGUUGGGGCAGAUCAGGACCAAGCUCCAGGUCUGGAAGAGACCUUAUAUUUCCCCAGAGGCUGUCAGGGUGUUGCUGCAAGAAUGGCAUGAGCUGAUAAAAACACAGGAGCUACCUACUUUGUUGAAAGCAGCUCUUCAUAAGCUGAAGCAGAUUUCUGAGAAAUAUUCAAGCAAAUCUGCCCUAGCUUCAGAUUACCACCACGUCAGUCAGCAGGUGAAGCAGCUGGAGCAGGACACCGCCGUGGUUUUGGAGGAAGUGACCAAAGCCAAGAGCACCAUGGGACGGGUCCUGUCUGCCUGGGACUCCUACAGCGACAGCCUCAGCUCCCUGCAGGCUUGGCUGGAGCAGGGCUCUUUAACACACAGUCAUGGCCACAGGCCAGAGGUGACAUCGGAGUCCAUCGCUGAGUGGGGCUCACGACAGGCCCACUUGAAUGAGGUGGGCAACUUCCUGAUCGAGUCAACAGACCCUCAGACCAGCAGGAGCCUGGCAGAGGAGCUGCGCAGAGUCAACAUGCACUGGGCCGAGUUCGUCAAGAGAAACACAUUCGACAGCAUGGCUGAGCCCAGUGCAGACGCUCAGGCCAGACCCCAGGAUGUCCAAGCUCUGAUCAGAGAAGCCACUCACAUUUUCAAAGAGCCACUGGAGACCAUGGCAGGUCCCUUACGCACUUACAGAAAAAGAAUACAGUUCAUAAUGAGGAAGAUAAAAGAAGUGGAUCUGGAGGCUCUGAAUUCCUCCCCAGAAUGCCCAGCGGAUCAGUUACAGAAACUGAAGCUUACUAUACCUGAAGUGAUGCACACCUUGCUUGAGGCAGAACAGGUAUGUACAGAGCUGCAGCAUAGUGUGUCAGGUCUGGACACUCGCCUGGCUGAACUCCUGCAUUGGGAGACCGAGGCCAGGGAGCUCUACCAGCUGCUGAGGGCCUCAGAGCGACAACAGCGGGGCCAAGACCCACGUGCAAGGGUCCUGAUAUCCCGGGGUCUACAGCUGGAGGGUCAGGUGGUCACAGAGGAGCAGGACCUGCAGGUGAUGGUGAUGACGAGUCAGAAGGACUCUCCCAUCCAGUAUCUCCACGCCUCCGCCAUGCAGGACCGAGUGCGAGCCACUGUUGCUCAGUCACAGGAAGCUGUAGGUAUGCUGAGCAGCCUGGGAGCCAGAAGAGACCGAAGCAGAAGCCCUCCAGAAGGGCCACCAUCAAAAGUCUUUAUCCAGGCUACAGGUCAGCCUCAGCAUCUGAGAGAGCCAGACACCAGGGACCCAACUCAGCAGCCAGACACAAAGUUAGUUUCUAAUCAGUAUCAUGAAACCUUUGUGCCAAAAAUUGUGGUGCAGGAAUACAGAGAAGAAAAGACAACUUCUCCUCCAAUGCCAUAUACCUACGCACAAGCUGUGAUGCAGACCAGGACAAAGUCACCACCAGAAGCAGUGGAGACCGCCACACAAAAACAACAACAGACUCAGGAACAAGGGUUGACAUCACAGCGAGAACUACUGCAGCAGGAACAAUAUCAGAGACAGACAGGAAAAGAGCAACAACAGCAAGAACGCAGGCAACAGCAGCCGCAAGAAGUACAACAGCAGGAGUUGAAGCCAACACAGCCACAACCACGGCAGCAAGAGCAAUAUCAGAGUCAGACAGGAAAAGAGCAACAACAGCAAGAAUGCAGGCAACAGCAGCCGCAAGAAAUACAACAGCAGGAGUUGAAGUCAACACAGCCACAACCGCGGCAGAAGAAGCAGGAACAACAGGUGGAGCAGCAGCAGCAGCAGCAGCAGCAGCUAGGAAUGCAUCAAUAUCAAGUUCAGCAGCAUGUGGUAACUCAUAUACAAGUUGAACCACAAGUCGCACAAGCAUCAGAGCACCAGAAGCAGACUUCACCUCAACAACAACCUGUAAGUAAGCCACCUCUGAGCUCCCAGGAGCUUCAAAGCAGAAAGGCUCAGGCCAUGAAGAACCGGCCCUGGCUUCAGAAGCCAGCCUCAGGAGAGAAUAAAACUCCAGAUCCAGAACAGGAUUCCACUCAGGAACCUAGACAGACACAGCCACGGUCAGAAAGAGAAACUGUGGGAUCAGUUCAGGUUGUUCCACAGCAUACAGCUGCCAGACCACAGCCUGAGACACAUGCAAAGGUUACUGAGCAACCACAACAGCAGCAAAAAGAGCAACAAAAACAAACACAGCAACUCCAAAUCCAGCAGCAGCAGCAGCAGCAGCAGCAGCAGCAGCAGCAACAACAUCAGCAGCUGUCAUAUCACCAACAACAACAAAAAGAAAUGCAUCAGCAACAACAACUACAGCGUCUGGAAAAACAGGAACGGAUGCUGCAGCAGCAACAACAACAACAGCAAUCACAACAACCACUGCCUGUAAGAAAGGCACAACCACAUUCAGACACCAAGGCUAAAUCACAGAAAGCAACUAUGGCUCAGCUUCACCCACAAACAAAGGCCAAAAACCAGUCACAAGCCCAGACUUCAGUUCAUUCUAAAUCACAGACACUGGUCCAAGUGCAAAUGCAGUCUACAAGUGUGUCCCACACUAUGACAGACAGUCAGCAACCACUGAAAACCAUGUCCCAAACCAGAGUAAACCAGGAUCAGACACAAGUUCUUCAGCAGCCCCAUGGCCCCAUGAAGAUGCAGUCACCGACCCAACUACAGCCCCAAGUUCAGACUCAGCCCCAAACAUAUGUCCCAGCUGGACCUCAGCCAUCUAUGCAGCAACAGGGUCUAGGCCAUGGCCCAGCUGUAGCUCAAGUACAGACAUGGGCUCAAGUCAGACCUUCUUCCCCUAUGCAGACUCCAAUGCAUGGCCAAAUUCCGCCUCCUGUGCCAUCUCACAUUCAGCUUCGUAGUCAUCCACAGUCAUGGGCUCCUGUUAGGCCCCCCUCCCCUAAGCCUCCAACACAUACCCAGUCUCAAAUUGAUGCUCAGUCAAUGUCCCAGUCUCAAACCCAUCCUCAGUUAAUGCCCCAGUCACAAAUCCAUCCUCAGUCCAUGGCCCAGCCUCAAACCCAUCCUCAGUUAAAGACCCAGUCUCAAAUCCAUCCUCAGUCCAUGGCCCAGUCUCAAACCCAUCCUCAGUUAAAGACCCAGUCUCAAAUCCAUCCUCAGUCCAUGGUCCAGUCUCAAACCCAUCCUCAGUCCAUGGCCCAGCCUCAAACACAUCCUCAGCCAGUGGCUCAGCCAAGCCACCUCCAACCUUCAACCCAACAAACCCAAUCUCAACUUGUAGUCCAGCCUCAGGGUCAUUCUCAGCCUAUGACUCAGUAUCCCAUUCAUGCUCAGCCAGUGGUACAGCACCAAGGCCAUAUUUCCCAGGGCCAAAUCCAUACAUGGACUCAAGUUAGAGCAUCAUCACCAAUGUCUAUCCAGCAUCCACAGGCUACAGCACAACCUCCAUGUUACCCCCAAGGUUACUCUCAGGGUCAGUCUCCAUCCCAGCAGUGGACACUCAAACAGGAGCCACAAAGCCAAGCCGUUGCCCAGCAGAGGCAUCCAAUUCCCCAACCAUACCCUCAGCAAAUAGGUCAAGCUCCACAGGCUCAGGCUUAUCCAACAGUUCAGGCUCUAUCACAGUGGUCCCAAGCUGGGCCUCAGCUAGGACCUCAGAUAGGGCCCCCGGAGUAUUCUCACAUGGGACCAUCAUAUACUCAACCUCAGAUGCAGCCACAAACACAACCCUGGGCUCAAACACAACCCCAAGUGAGACCCCAGAGUUCUAUGCAACAACAAUCUCAGAUGAGUUCUUAUGAUAUGUUUCAUAUCCAGACACAACAAGGCCAAGUUCAGCAACAAACAUGGGUUCAGUCACCACCUCAAAUUCCACCCCAGCCUUAUCCCCAGCCUCAUCCUCAGCCUCAUCCUCAAUCUCAGCAAUAUCCACAGGUUCAACAUCAGCCUCAAACUCAGCGUCACUCACAGCCACAGAUGCAAGCUCAAAUACCUCCCCAAUUGCAACUGCCACAACUUCUUUCACAGCCCCAGCUUCAACAUCAGCUGCAGGCUCAGUCUCAAACACACAUCCAGACACAGCCAUCGGUACAAGUAAGGCCCCAGUCCCAGACUCAGCAGCCUCAGAUCAAUCUUCAGUUUCAGCAGCCACCUCCACAACCCAAACAUCAAGCCCAGCUACAACCACAACCAAAGAUUCAGUCACCUACUCGACCAAAAGGUGAAUCACCUCCACAGCCCAAACUUCUUGCCCAAUUAGUUACACAACCAGAGUUUCAAUCAGCAACUCAACCUAUGGUUCAGUCACCAACUCAAUCCAAGGCUGAAUCACUGCCGCAACCCACACCUGAGCCCCAGUUUGCGCCACAGCCCAUGGCUCAGUCACCAAUCAAGGCCGAAUCACCACCACAACCAAAAUUGCAGGCCCAAACUGCACCACUACCUGAUGCUCAAUCACCUACCCAACCCAAGGCCCAAUCACUGCCACAACCCAAACCUCAAGAACCAUUGUCACUACAGCCUCAACUUCAGGCUCAGUCACCAAUACUACCCAAGGCCCAAACGGCACCACCAUCUGAAGCUCAAUCACCAACUCAACCAAAGGUUCAGUCACCAACCCAACCCAAGGCCCAAUCACUGCCACAACCUAAACCUCAGGCACAAUUACCACCACAGCCCCAAAUUCAGGAUCAGUCCCCACUCCUCAUGGCCCAAACUGCACCACAGUCUAAGGCUCAAUCACCCCCACAGGCCAGACCUCAGACCCAACCGCUUCCACAGUCAAAACCUCAAACUCAGUCUCCUCCGCAACCCAAACCUCAACAACCCCAAACUGUUCUCCGCUCCCAGGUCAAUGUGCUGCCUCAGUCCCAGGCUGAGUCACCAGACCUGUGCAUUACACCUCCGGCCCUGGCCCAGGUGCCUCCCCAGGCCUACACAGAGGCUUACACCAAGGCCCAGGCUUUGGCCAGAAAUGGCUUUGAGGAGGCCAAGCACUGUCUGCAGGAACACAUCCUGGAAACCAUUAACGUUUUUGAGGACAAACGUAUAUCAACUGAGCAAGUAUCAGUGAAAGAGGAGACUCUAAGGACCUUGGACCCAGAGUUGCUGGAGGAGUUCUUGAGAGCAGCCAAGGGCAUGGAGGCCUUUUGUACCCCCUCACAGCUCAGAGACAUGGAGUUCUACACCCAGUCAGUCAGGACACAGUGGGAGGCUGUGAGAGCUGAGAUCUCAGGCUUUUUGCAGCAAUUACGUUUUGAAGUAACAAGGAAAGACUUUAACACAGCUGCCCUACAGUGUGAGAUGCACUUAAGGUCCCGAUUAGAAAACCAAGCGCAGGCUUGUAUCUCAGAGGAUGGCAGCUUUGCCCAGGCAGGGCAGCACCUCGAGGCCCUGAAAGAGCUGUGUGACACCCUGAGCCCAGAGGAUGCUCACCGCCUGGCCCAGACUCAGCUAAGGGAGUGCGAGAACAGGCUGGCUGCCAUCCAGCGCCAGUUCAGCGGAGACCAAGAUGCACCACUCCCAGAUUCUAGGAUCUCUGUUGCCUUUAGUGAGGAUCUGACCACACAAAAGGAACCUCCAAGACCAAGUGACAAACCUCAGAUCUCAGCUGAGGUGUUUCAAGUACCAAUGAAGACAGUCAGUUUGGAGAGGAGGGAGGUUGAAAAGCAGAUGUCUGUAGAGGAAGAAGUCAACAAGAAGGAGGCUUUAGAGAGAUAUGAAAAUUGUAAGAGGAUGCUGCAAGCCCAACUGGCCAAAAAUGAACAGAGCAUCCAGGAUGUUCCCUCUGACUCCGUCUCUCUUAAAGGCCUGCAUACAAGGCUCCAGGAAAUACAGUUCUUGAGGCAGGAAACAGAAUCUCUGUGGUCUGAGUAUGCAAACCAGUGCUCCCAGUGUUCCCAGAUGAGCGGGGACACUGGUCGGGAGCAGGAGAAGGCAGAGCUGCAGGAGCAGUGGCGCACCCAACAGUCCAACCUUCAGAAGAGAGGCAGCUCCCUGGGCGCUGCCCUCAGACAGAUCGACUCCACCGAGAACCACAUGGUGGACUUCACCGACCGUCUGGACCGCUUUCUAAGACAGCCCAAAGACAUCACUGCCUUCACACUGGCCAACACCAACAUCCUGAGAGAUAUUAAGGAGCUGGAUGACAACAUCCAGAGCGAGCUGGACCAGGUGUCCCGUCUGGACCCUGAAUCCAGCGAUCUGGACCCAAGAGACUGCUUCGCUCUGUCCUGUGAGGUUGAGACUCACAGAACCAGCCUGGAUCAGCUUCGACAGCAGGUCCGCAAGAGCGAAGCAGCCGCACGUGCCCUCGACCGUUUCCUCAUGUCUUUGCGUACCGUAGAUGAAGACAUCUCUGGAGUCCAAGGCGCCCCCUGCAGUGACGCUCAGGUACUGCAGGAGUGCCGUUCCAAGCUGGCUCUGAUCAGGCAGAGCAUCGACAGUCUGAAGGAAAAGGCGCCUCAGCUGGAUCUGCUCCUGCAGGGGGCCAGGCUGACGGUCACCAGGGAUGCUGUCCCAGCCUCCUGCCUGGACAUGGUGACUGCCCUGCUGAGAAGGCUGGAGGAGGCUGACAAUGGGCUGGCCAGCCAGCAGAAGGGCAUUCAGAAGGAGACACACAGCAAAUCCCUGGGCCUGAGGAAGAGGACACUGCUGGGGGAGCUGAGGACGCUGCAGGAUACUAUUGAAACACAAGGCCUGAAGGAGCCCACCAUGCCUGCUGUACAACACAGGCUUCGUGCCCUGUCAGAUUUGGAGGGUCAACUUCAGGCCCAGCAUGCCGAAGUCCAGAACCUCCGUGAACUUCAAGAAGAACAGGGAGGAGGAGAAAACCUCUUUGAAGAGCUGGAGACUCAGUGGAAGGAGACCCAGAAAGCUUUUUCUGACAGGAAGAAGCAGUGCAACGCCCUGCUGGAGCUUCUGAAGAAGUUCCAGAGCUGCCGCAGUCACCUGAGCAACACCAUGCAGAGAGCAGAGCAGGCGAUCGGUGAUCAGGCUUCCUACAUGGGCAAGGACAACCUGCAGAGGAGUAUAACCAAGGUCCGUGAUAUUAAAGAGGAGCUGGGGGGUCUUGGGCAGCGUAUGGAAGAGAUGAGGGGAGUUUGCAGACAGCUGCAGUCCCAACUGAAGAAGUUCCCAGACUGUAGUGAGACUCCCUUUGAAGCUGAGGCUGACACACUCAUGGACAACUGGCUGGAUGUGACAGAGAAGACAGAUGCCUACAUGGACAACCUCCGGGUGGCGCUGGAGCUGUGGGAGAAGCAGCUAAUGUUGGGAGGAGAGGUGGACACCUGGGCGGGGGCCAAACUGGCCCUGUUUGCGGAAAGCCAUCCCUUCCACAAUGAACAACAAGUACUUGCCAUGAGGGAUGAGAUCCAUGCCAAUGAGGAGAACAUUGAGCAUUUCCUCAAGAAGUCUGUAGAGAUCCAGGAGAUGCUGCAGAGUCAGGAGGCACCGCUGGAGCUUCAGGUGAUGGAAACUCAGCUGAAGAAGCGGAUGCAGCAGGUGCAGGAACUGUUCUCCGACUGCACUGACGUCUUUGAGGAGCUGAUAGCUGUGAAAACCCACCUGGCUGAGAAGAUAGAGGAGUGCCAGUCAGCUGUGGAGAACAUCCAGUGUUCUCUCAGCAGGGUUGAUGCAACACAACCGAAGGUGGAAGACCAGAUUCAGGAUCUGUGUGACGAUCUGGAGGCUCAGGAGGAGCAGGCUGAGGCUGUGUUGAAGGAGGUGGGUUUGGUUUCCAGUGUGGCCAGUCCUCAGGUUCUGGAGGCGCUGUCUGUAGACUGCAACAGGAUGAGGGAGGCCAUCUCCCGCACCAAGGACAUGAUCCACCUGAAGCGGGAGGAGAGGGACAAAGGCCUGCUCAAGGUUAUCAAAGAUGAAAAGCAGUCCUUUGAGGCAUGGUUCCAGGACUUGCAGGUGUCCGUCAAUGAGUGCUUUGAGAACCCUGAGUGCAGGACAGAUGUGGAAACAUCUCUGCAAAGACUCACUGCCUUCUUGAAAUCCAAGGAUGCAGAGAGACGUCUGGUCCAGCUGAAAAAUCAGCUGGAGAGGGGCAGCCAGCAGGUUCCUCCCCAGCAGCUCUCUGAGUUCACCGACUGGCUGAAGGAGCAGCAGGAGGAGGUGGGCACAUUCGGAACCCACUGCCACAACAGGCAGAAACAAAUGGAGUCACUACUCAGUGACUUGAACAGUCUGCAGAAGCAACACGACAGCUUCCGUGAUUGGCUGCAGACCAAAGAAAAACAGUCUGUGGAGUCAGACAAAGUCAAACAUCUUCUCAAAGACCUUCAGGAUGAGAGUGGGAGAGCUGACACCCUCAGCGAGGUUUUAGCGUCAGUACGCAGGCAAGGAGUCAGAGCCGAGAGCCUCCUGAAGGACAGUGACAACUUGAUACAACGCUACCGAAACCUGGAAGCCAGGCUGCAGCAGCAGGCAGACGCCCAGAGAGCCUUGGAGGGGGAAUGUGACAAGUUUAAUACCCAGGCUGAGAGCACCAGGACCUGGAUUACUGACCUUCUGCGACCCCUCACCUCCGCUGGCACAGGAAACCAGACAGAGGAGAUGAAGAACAAGGCACAGGUCAUCCUGAACUCCAAACCUGAGGGAGACUCUAAAGUGAACGACCUGAGGAGACGAAGCAAAAGUCUGUGUGAGCAGGAGGACCUGGAGAAGGGCAGGAAACAGGAGAUUCAGCAGUCAGCCAGAGAGACCGAGGCGCAGUGGAGGACGACUCUGCAGACAGCUGAGGAGGCUCUCAACAAGGCAGAGACACAAGCCCUGCUCGACAAGGACUUGGACGCUUUCAGAACCCAGAACGAAAGUGUUCAGUCCUGGAUUAGAGACCAGGAGCAGAACCUGCAGUCGAUUGAUGGCUGCAUGCAAACUGAAGAAAAGCCUCAGAUUGCACAAGCCACUCUGAGCUCCAAGCCUGAUGGAGACUCAAAGCUCCAGGACCUGAAGCGACAAUGCCAGAGUCUGUGUGACAACCAGGGCCUGGAUGAGAGCAGGAGAAGAGAGGUUGAGCAUGCAGUCAAAUGCAGAGAGAAGGAGUGGAGUAAAGUCCUGCAGGCUGCUGAGCAGGCUCUCAACAAGGCAGAGACUGAAGCCACCACCGAAAGAGACUUUGAUGCUUUCAAAACCCAAAGUGAAAGCAUCCAGUCCUGGAUCAGAGAGCAGAAGCAGAAGCUGUCCCCUGGUGGUCAUAUGCAGUUUGAAGAAAGGUUACAACUCGCACAGGCUCUUAUGACCUCCAAACCUGAGGGAGAGUCCAAGGUGCUGGACCUGAAGAGGCGAGGUGACAGUCUGUGCGAGUGUCUCGGGGAGAGCAGGAAGCCAGAGAUUCAACAGCUGCUAAAAGACACGGAGCAUCAGUGGAGAACGGUUCUGCAGACCGCCAGACAGGCAGAGCUCCGAGGUCUAUCAGACGACUUCGACACUCAGAGUAAGAACACUCAGUCCUGGAUCAGAGACAGACAACAGAAGCUGCAGUCUGUGGGCGCUCGCACACCACCUGAAGAGAGAACCAACACAGCUCAGACCAUCUUGAGCUCCAAACCUGAAGGUGACUGUAAAGUGAAUAACCUGAGGAGGCGAGGCCAGAGUCUGUGUGACCAUCAGGACGCAGACGAGGGCAGGAAAGCCCACAUUCAGCAGACAGUGAGAGACACAGAGGAGCAGUGGAAGACGGUCCUGCAGGCUGCUAAACAGGUCGAAGCCGCUGCAGGAGCUGAGAUCACCCAGGAGGCCGAGAGAAAGAAGCUGGAGCUGAGAGAAUUUGAUACCCAUCAGCAGGACACUGACAGCUGGCUUAAAGACUUCCAACAACAACUGGACUCACUGAACAGCCAAACCAAAGCUGAGGACAGACUGCGCGCAGCUCAGGCCAUUAUGAGCUCCAAGCCCCAAGGAGACUCCAAGCUCCAGGAGCUCAGGAGACGAAGCCAAAGUUUGUGUGGGCAGGACCUCGAGGAACACAAAAAACAAGAGCUUCAGCAAAAAGUAAGAGGCGCUGAAGAGCAGUGGACAAGAGUCAUGCAAAAUGCCAAACAAGCCCUGGAUCAGGCUGAGAAACAGUGUGCUCUGGAGGGCCAUAUGAGAGACUAUAAAGCCCUGAGAGAAAACACCAGAACUUGGCUGGAAGACAAGCAGCAGAGCCUUGUGUCCCUGGACAGUCAGACAGACCCAGAAAGCAUCAUCAACACGGCACAGACUAUCCUAAGCUGUAAGCCUGAGGGAGACUCCAAGCUGACAGAACUGAGGAGACAGAGCCAGAGUCUGUCCGACCAGGAGGACCUGGAGGAGAACGCGAGACGAGAGGCCCAGCAGACGGUAAAAGACUCAGAGGAGCAGUGGAGGACGGUCCUACAGUCCGCUGAGAACACUCUGAAGAAAGCGGAGGUCCAGUACUCGCUCUCCAGGGAGCUGGAGGCCUUCCGUAUCCAAGCAGAGAGUACAAAGACCUGGGUUAAAGAGCUGCAGCAACAGGCUGAGUCCAAAGGGAGCAGCACUCAGGGCAGCCGGGCUCAGAUAGAGGACAGGCUGAACACAGCACAGGUCAUCCUGAGCUCCAGGUCCAAUGGUGAGGCACAAGUGACGGGGCUGAAGAAACGAGCACAGAGCCUGUGUGAGCAAAAAGACCUUGAGGGAGACAAGAAACUGGAGGUUCAGCAGACGGUCAAAGACACUGAGCAGCAGUGGAGGACGGUCCUGCAGGCUGCUGAGGAGACACAGAGGCAAUUGAAGGGUGUUGUGGACCGCCUGGCGUCCUGUCAGCACCAGCAAAGUCAGGCUGAGGCCCGUCUGUCUGAGCUUCAGAAGCAGACGUCCAGCCUGCCGCGUGCCUUCCCCUGGCCGGGCCUGGGAGAGCGGAGGCAGGUGGUGGAACAGGCCCGGACCCUGCUGGACCAGAGCACAGCUUUGGCCCCCGUCCUCUCAGACGUACGCAAACAGACCGCACAGCUGUUUGAGAUCACACAGGACCGUGGCUGGUCAGAUCCCUCCUGGGAAGCCAAGGAGGAGUCCAUUCCUGCCCUGCUGAAAGAGCUGACUGCUGCUAUAGCUAACCUGGAGCAGGGCAUUAUGACGGAGAGGCAGUGCACCCAGCUGGUCGAGCAGCAUGAAGCAGCCCAGGACUGGCUGAGGGAGCAGGUUAAAGGCCUGGGAGCUCCUCCAGCAGACAGACAGGGUCUGCACAGCACAGUCAACACUCUGAAGGCUUUGCUCCAGACAGUGGACAGGGAGCAGAGAGAGAUGAAGGAGCUGGACUCCGCCAGAGACAGCUUGCUGGACCUCUGUACCCCUGGAGGUCGGGAUGCUCUCACCCUGGAGGUCAGCCAUCUCCACGACCUCUGUGCCACCUCAGAGCAGGAAGUGAGGGAGCGCCUGACAGCCUGUGAGACACGGCUGGGGGAGCUGGACGCUCAGCUGGCAAGAAGGACCCAGGGGCUGAAGGAGAGAUCUGCAGCCCUGCAGUGGGAGCUCCGCUCUCUGGACCAGGCGCUCAGUUAUAGUGAACCACAGAACAACAUCACUCAGCUCCAACAGCACUGGCACAGCCUUCAGAACUGUGAGAAGUCACUAGAAGAUUUGGGUGUCAAAGUUCAGGACCUUUACCAGGAAGUAAAGGCUGCACCUGUCACUGACGAGCUGCCAGCAGAAAUUAUCACUGUGGUGGAGUCUUUACGCCAGCAGCAAGACAGUCUAAAGUCCAGGCUAAGCGAGCGCCAGGGUACCUGCUCUACAAACACAGCUCGCUGCCUGAUGGACUCCCUUCACGCCCUGCAGGAAUGGAACCAAAGCAAACCAUCAGAGUCCAGUUCUUCUGUGCAGGCAACGUUAGAGGGAGGUGAAAAGUUGCAGGAAAGCCUGCAGGAGGCGCUUUCUCACAAACAGUUUCUAACAGACUGUUUAAUGCCGGUCUUGUUUGAGAAACUGGGAAGAGAGGGUUCAGAGACACUCAGAGAAGCAGACAAACAUAAGACUUCUCUCAGCCAGUGCUUAAAGGAACUUAAUGAAAGGAGUAAACAAAAGCUGGCUUAUGAUCUAAAGGAGACGAAGACAUCUGUAGUGCCACCACCACGAAAAAACAAGCGCUCAACUGAGAAAAAAGAUCAAGUUCACCUACAGAAAAACAUUCCCUUAACAGAAAAAUCUAUUGAUGAUGAAUUAUCAGUUUCAUCUGAGCUGCAAACUGAGGCUAAACCAUUAUUGUCAACAGCAGCCAUGAAGGACACAAGUAUUACUGUUGUGGAGCAAACCAGAAUUGAACCAACAAAAGAUACAUUUCAGAGUACAACUUAUGCUUCAGAACCUUUUACAGCACAACAUACCUCUCAAGAGGCACAGUUUAAAAGUAUAAAGGUAGAUAUCACAGGUGAGCCUGCUGUAGCUGAGCAAAUGAAACCUGCUGCUGAGGGUCCUGUACUGAUCCAAAAGGUCAUUGAGCAGUCUGCACCGGGUGUUAGUGAUAAAACUACACCUGUUCCAUCCAGGAGAAAGUCCAAGACUUCAGCCACUGAUACAGAGCCUGCCCAGACUAAGGUGGAGCCUGAAAUGGUGAAAACUAUUAUUACUGAAGAGGUACCCAGAAAUCAGACAGGAACCGCUGCUGCGAAAGAAGCCACGAAAGUAGAUGAUAACCUGCAGAGUCUAGACGUGUCCUCAAAGAUUACUGUGGCAAAACCUGCACUGAUCAAGGGCGACGCUGUGAAUCUGACGUCUCUCCCAACUUCAGUGCCUAUCACAGAAACAGAUGCUGGGCAACCUAAGUCUGUAUCAAAAAGGCAAGAGUCGAAGAGUUCUACAAUUUCAGAGCCGGUCGCUACCCAAAGUAAAACUACGAAAUACUAUGCAGAGCUUGAAGAAACUAACGAAGAACCUAAGAAUGGGAAGACUUCUACAACUGCACAGCUGAUCACACAACCAGUUGAAACUGCUGUUUUGGGAGAAAGUAAUCUUUCACCAACCAAAAGAAAGUCAAAGCCAAAACUUUCCCCCGGAAUUUCUAGCAAGGAGAAAACACAGACCAUGGAAAAGCCUGAACAUGAAGUAGCUUUACUGAGAUCCAAGAAGCAAUGUGAAGCUGCUCUAGUGGAGGAAGAAACUAAGGUCAUACCAACCAGGAAGAAGUCAAAUAGUCUAGCUAUUUCCUCUGUUCCAGAGCCAGUGUCCACUGUUGAAAGAACAGCAGGUCUGCUGAAGGAACCUGAGAAGAAUUCAACCUCACAGUUUGUUCCAGAGUCAACCAACACUGCUGUUUUGGUACAAAGUGAGGUUUUACCACCCAAGCGAAAAUCAAAGAGUCCAAAACUUUCCCAAAAACCGGCCGACCAGCAGGCAGCACAGAUGAUGAAAGAACUGGAAAGGUCUGAUUUGAGUUUGAGGGAGCAAGCUGAAAGUGUUGUGAUUAAGGAAACAAAGCUCAUACCAACCAGAAGAAAAUCAAAAAGUGCUGAACCUACCACAACUUUGCAGCAAGUAGAACUUGAAGAUAAUAAGAAAGAACCUGACAGCCUGAAGUCUUCUUCAACUGCACAGGUGGUCAUAGAACCAACUGUUGUUGUGACAGAAAAUAAGCUUUCUCCAACCAAAAGAAGAUCCAAGGGCUCAACACUAUUCCCAGAACAUGAUACCAAAGAGGUAGCAGAGACUAAGCAAGACCCUGGAAGUCAGGAACCUUCAUCAAGCUCCACAGUGCAAACUGAAACAGUUGUUGUUGAAGAAACAAAGAAUAUAGCAACCAUUAUUCUAGAUGUUUCAGAGCCAUACACUAAUGCCCCUUUAACAACUCCCACUGAGGUAACAGCAGCUAGGAGAAAUUCAAAGAGUAAUGAACUUACCACAACUGUGGACCAAUCUAAACCUGAAGAUGAUAAAAAAGAACCUGACAGAAAAGUUGCUGUUGUGGAAGAAACUAAGGUUAUACCAAUCAGAAGGAAGUCAAAGGAAGAGCCUGAUGUUCAGAAGCCAUCUCUAACACCAGGCAUGGUCAUACGACCAACUGAAAUUACUGAAACUACCAAGGUGGAAAAAGGUAAACUUUCACCAACCAAAAGAAAGUCAAAGGGUCUGAAACUUUCCCUAGAAGUUGCUACCACAGAGUUAACACAGACCGUGGAAGAACCUGACAGUCAGAAACUAUCUUCAACUUCAGAGGCGGUCAAAACAACUACUGAAAUUACCGUUGUGGAAAAAGGAAAGCUUUCACCAACCAAAAGGAAGUCGAAGGGUCUGAAAAUAUCCCCAGAACUUGCAACCACAACGCUGAUACAGACCAAGGAAGAACCUGACAGCCUGAAGUCUUCUUCAACUCCACAGGUGGUCACAGAAGCAACUGUAGGAAGUCAGAAUCCUUCUUUGAGCUCCAGAGAGCAAACUGAAAUUGUUGUUGUUGGAGAAACAAAGAAUAUAGCAACCAUUCUUCUAGAUGUUUCAGAGCCAUUCACUACUGUCCCUGUAACAACUGCUCCUGAAGUUACAACAACUAGGAGAAAGUCAAAGAGUCUUGAGGUUUCCUCAGUUCCAGAGUCAGUAUCUCCCCUUGGUAGAGUUACUGGUGUGGAGCCCAGAGAAACAAAACAAGAACCUGUAAAUAAUACCACAACACCAGAGUUUGUUCAAGGACAGGCUGAAACUGCUGUUAUGGAACAAAGUAAGUUUCUACCACCCAAGAGAAAGUCAAAGAGCACAGAACUUCCUCUUAAACCUGCUGACAAUGAGGUGCCUCAGACAAGGGAAGAGCCUGAAGGUCAUAAGUCUUUGAGUUCCAAUGACCAAAAUAAAAGUGUUGUUAUUGAAGAAACAAAGCUUGCACCAACCAGAAGAAAGUCAAAGAGUGGUGACUUUUCCACAGCUUCUGAGACAGUUACCCAUGUUGGAUUACCUGAUGUGGAGCCUGAACAAAAUAAGAAAGAACUAGACAGUCAAACAUCCUCCACUCAGGAUGUGGUCACAGGACCAAUUCAAAGUACUGUUGUAGAAAAGGAAAAAGCUAAGCUUUCACCAACCAAACGAAAGUCAAAGGGUCUCAAACUCUCCCCAGAGCUUGCUACCAAGGAUGUGACAGAGACCAAAAAAGAGCCUGACAGACGGAAAUCUUUAGAGCAAACUGAAACUAUUAUUUUGAAAGAAACAAAGCUUUUACCAAGCAGGAGGAAGUCAAAAAGUUUGGAUGUUUCUGCAACUCUAGAGCCUGUCAUUGGUGGAACUCUUGAUUCAGAGUCAAAAGAAGUGAGGAUGGAACUUGAAAGUGGGAGUGCUUCUGCAACUGCACAGGUAGUCACAGGAAUAACUGAAACACAGGCCAUGGAAAAGCAUGGACAAGCAAGUCAGUUAACUGAAGCUGCUGUCGUGGAAACUAAGACUAUACCAAUCAGAAGGAAGUCAAAGGAAGGCCCUGACAGUCAGAAGUCAUCUCUAACUCCAGGCUUGGUUAAAGGACCAGCUGAAAUUAUUGAAACAAUUGUCGAAAAAGGUAAGCUUUCACCAACCAAAAGAAAGUCAAAGGGUCUGAAACUUUCCCCAGAACUUGCAACCACAGAGCUGACACAGACCAUGAAAGAGCCUGACACUCAAAAACCAUCUUCAACUUCAGAGGUGGUCACAACAACAACUGAAAUUACUGUUGGGGAAAAAGGAAAGCUUUCACCAACAAAAACGAAGUCAAAAGGUCUGAAACUUUCUCCAGAACUUGCAACCACAGAGCCCAAGGAAGCACCUGACACACAAAAACCAUCUUCAACCUCAGAGGUGGUCAAAACAACUACUGAAAUUACUGUUGUGGAAAAAGGUACACUUUCACCAACCAAAAGACACUCAAAGGGUUUGAAAUCUUCCCCAGAACUUGCAGCCACAGUGCUGAAACAGACCAAGGAAGAACCUGACAGCCUGAAGUCUUCUUCAACUCCAGAAGUGUCCACAGAAGCAACUGUAGGAAGUCAGAAUCCUUCUUUGAGCUCCAGAGUGCAAACUAAAAAUGUUGUUGUUGAAGAAACAAAGAAGAUAGCAACUAUUAUUCUAGAUGUUUCAGAGCCAUUCACUACUGCCCCUCUAACAACUGAUCCUGAAGUUCUACCUACCAGGAGGAAGUCAAAGAGUGCUGAACCUACCCAAACAUUGCAGCAAGUAGAACCUAAAGAUAAUGAGAAAGAACCUGAAAGCCUAAAGUCAUCUUCAGCUCCACAGGUGGUCACAGAACCAACUGUUGUAAAAGAAAACAAGCUUUCUGGAAGCCCAGAACACGAUACCAAGGAAGUGGCACAGGCAAAGCAAGAUCCUGGAAGUCAGAAACCUGCACUGAGCUCCAGAGAGCAAACUGAAAUUGUUGUUGUUGGAGAAACAAAGAAUAUAGCAACCAUUCUUCUAGAUGUUUCAGAGCCAGUCAUUACUGUCCCUGUAACAACUGCUCCUGAAGUUACACCAACCAGGAGGAAGUCAAAGAGUCUUGAGGUUUCCUCAGUUCCAGAGUCAGUAUCUCCCCUUGGUAGAGAUACUGGUGUGGAGCCAAGAGAAACAAAACAAGAACCUGUAAAUAAUACUACAACCCCAAAGUUUGUUCAAGGACAGACUGAAACUGCUGUUAUGGAACAAAGUGAGUUUCUACCACCCAAGAGAAAGUCAAAGAGCACAGAACUUCCUCUUAAACCUGCUGACACUGAGGUGCCUCAGACAAGGGAAGAGCCUGAAGGUCAUAAGUCUUUGAGUUCCAAUGACCAAAAUAAAAAUGUUGUUAUUGAAGAAACAAAGUUUGCACCAACCAGAAGAAAGUCAAAGAGUGGUGACUUUUCCACAGCUUCUGAGACAGUUGCUCAUGUUGGAUUACCUGAUGUGGAGCCUGAACAAAGUAAGAAAGAACUAGAGGGUCAAACGUCCUCCACCCAGGAUGUGGUCACAGGACCAAUUCAAAGUACUGUUGUAGAAAAGGAAAAAGCUAAGCUUUCACCAACCAAACGAAAGUCAAAGAGUCUAAAACUCUCCCCAGAGCCUGCUACCAAGGAUGUGACAGAGACCAAAAAAGAGCCUGACAGACGGAGAUCUUUAGAGCAAACUGAAACCAUUAUUUUGAAAGAAACAAAGCUUUUACCAAGCAGGAGGAAGUCAAAAAGUUUGGAUGUUUCUGCAGCUCUAGAGCCUGUCAUUGGUGGAACUCUUGAUUCAGAGUCAAAGGAAGUGGGGAUGGAACUUGAAAGUGGGAGUGCUUUUGCAACUGCACAGGUAGUCACAGGAAUAACUGAAACACAGGCCAUGGAAAAGCAUGGACAAGCAAGUCAGUUAACUGAAGCUGUUGUCGUGGAAACUAAGACUAUACCAAUCAGGAGGAAGUCAAAGGAAGGCCCUGACAGUCAGAAGUCAUCUCUAACUCCAGGCUUGGUUAAAGGACCAGCUGAAAUUAUUGAAACUAUUGUUGAAAAAGGAAAGCUUUCACCAACCAAAAGAAAGUCAAAGGGUUUGAAACUUUCCCCAGAACCUGCUACUACUGAGCUGACCCAGUCUAAGAAAGAACCUGAAACUCAAAAACAAUCUUUAAUCUCAGAGGUGGUCAAAACAACUACUGAAAUUACUGUUGUGGAAAAAGGUACACUUUCACCAACCAACGGACACUCAAAGGGUUUGAAAUCUUCCCCAGAACUUGCAGCCACAAUGCUAACAGAGCCAGAGGAAGAGUCUGACACUGAGAAACCAUCAUCAACUUCAGAGGUGGUCACAACAACAACUGAAAUCAGUUUUGUUUCACCAACCCAAAGACAAAAAACUGAAGAUGUGGUUAUGGAAGAACCUAAGGUUAUACCAACCAGAAUGACCUUACCAGAAAGUGAGGAAAUGUCAAUUUCUCCAGAAACAGCAUCUGCACUCAAAAGAAGCACAAAUGAAACCGAGAAAAAGAAAGAACAUGUGAAUAAGUCUUCUGCAGCCCCAGAAUGUGCUCCUGCUGAACCUUUCUCCAAGCCUACUGAUCCACCAUGUGUUGCAGACUACAUAGAGGAGUUAUGUAAAAACACUGCUGAGAUUCAGAAGAGAUAUCUGGUCCUUGAUCUGCCUGAAAUAGGAGUCACCCAGACAUUUGAGAUAAAGCCACAUCAGGCAGAGGCAGAUACUGUGGUUGAAAGUGACUCAACUCAACCUACCUCUGCUAUUUUUUCAGGGGCACAGCCUCACACAGAAAAAACAGAGUUUUUAGGAAUAAACUCAUCAAAGGGAGAAAUAAUAAAACCAAGUGAAACUGUGAGUCAGCUAAAGUUCUUGGAAACCACUCAGGAAAAACCCAAAAAGGACAUGGAACAUGGUAUCAAAGAAGAGCCUGAUAAAGUAUCUACAUGUGAUAAUCAUGAUGCACCUAAGAGCCUGGAGAAAAACCCUUUCAAUCUGAAAGAAAUCCUCAAGGGGGCUGACAUGCACGUUUUAGAAAUGAAUACACAGACUGGUAUACAUAAGCAAGAUCAUACAACUGUCUCAACAGACAGACAACCAGUGAUGGAUAUGCACCAAUCAAGUAUGCAAUGUAAGACAGAACCACAAAGCAAGGAUAUUACUAUCACUGAUAUUCAGCCAGAUAAGGCUGCAGUUAAGGUGACCAGGGUAGAAGUGCAGGAGAGUAAAUGUCAAGACACUGGAGCAGCAGUGCAGCCAAGUGCAGCAAAGACAACAUUUGCACAAAUAAGCUUGCCUGAACAAGAGAAAGUAAAACCAAGCCAAAAGUUGGAGCUCUUGAGAACCACACAGGAAAGACCCAAAGAGGCCAAGGAUGAUGUCCAGGGAGAGGAUGGUCAAGUGUUGACACAUGAUGCACAUGAUGCACCAAAGAGCCUGGAUGAAAAGUCUGUUAAGGAAAUCCACUUGCGGCCUGAAGUGUGCAUUCUACAACUAGAUAUACAGACCAGUCCAGAGGAGGAAAACACAUCUGUCACAGGAGCUGUUCAAACAAGUAUCCAGAGUGAAAGAGUGCCAAAGAGCAAAGAUAGGACUGCUUCUGAAGUUAAGUCAGAGGAGGGUGCAAUUAAGAUGACUACAAAAGAAGUGGGAGAAAGCAGUACUGAAUGUCCAGACAAUAUGCCUCAAAGAGACUCUGCUCAAUGGACCUCUCCUGUUUCUGACUCAUUACAACCACAUGUGACAGAGACAGAAUUUAUAGAAAUAAACAUAUAUGAGCAAGACAUAGUAAAACCAAUCCAAACUGAAACUAAAAUAGAGCUCUUGAAAACCACACAGGAUAGACCUACAGAGGUCAAGGAACAUGGGGAAGAGCACCCUAAAGUGUCUGUUCAGAAAAUCCACAUGGGACCGGAAGUGCAUGUUUUGAAACCAGAUAUACCGACCAGUUCUGAGCAUCAUGAAAACAUCUCUGUCAUGAUAGCAAAGAAGCCAAGAAUAGAUACAGUUCAAACUAGUGUACAGUGCGAGAAAGUGCCUGAAAACAAAGAUGAAACUUCAGCUGAUGUUAAACUAGAGAAGGCUGCAGUUAAGACAAGAGUAGAAGUGCAACAAAUCAACACUGAAAGGAAAGAGAAUGUGGAUCACAGUGAUUCCACUAAACCCACCUCUGUUGCUUUUGCAGCAGUGCAGCCAAGUGAAGCAGAGACAACAUAUACAGAAAUAAUCUUAUCUGAGCAAGACACAGUAAAACCAAGUGAAACAGUGAUUGAGGUAGAGCUCAUGAAAACCACACCCAAAAAGGUCAAGGAUGGCAACGUGCAAGAAGUGCAUGCUGAAGUUUCAAUAAAAGAUGUGCAUGAUACACCCCAGAGCCUUGCUGAAAAGUCUGUUAUGAUAGCAAAGGCACCAAGGAUUGAUAUAGAUCAAGCAAGUAUCCAGUGUGAAGUGCCAGAAAACAAGGACUUGACUUCAGCUGAUGUUCAGCCAGAGAAGGAUACAGUUGAAAAGACAAGAGUAAAAGUGCAAGAAAUCAGUACUAAAAGGCAAGAGAAAGUGGCUAAACGUGACUCCACUCACCUACCUACCUCUGCCGCUGUAACCGCUCAGCCCCAUCAUCCAGGGACAGAAUUUGUUGAGAUAACCUUGUCUGAACAAGACCAGUUGAAACCAAGCCAAACUGUGACUCAAAUAGAAAUCUUCAAAACCAUAUUGGAAAGACCCAAAGAGGUCAAGGUUCAUAGUGUUCAUGAAAAACCGGCUGAAGUGCUAUCACGUGAUGUACCCAAGAGCCUGGAUGAAAAGUCUGUUAAAAAGGAAGAAAUCCACAUGAGUGUACAUGAAUACAAAACUGUCACAAUAGAAAAGGAACCACGGAUGGAAUCAAGUGUCGACUUUGAGACAGUUAAAGAAAGCAUGGAUGUGACUCCCACUGAUAUUCAACUUGACAAGUCUGCAGUUAAGAUGACCAGCGUAGAAGUGCAAGAAAGCUUUACUGAAUCCCUGUCUGAACCCAGUGUGGUCCCUAGAACCCAAACAGAGAGACACACAACAGAUGUAAAGGAGGAAGAACAGAAGGAGGGGAAGAGAAGGACAAUUCAGGAAGAGGAAAGGGAAAAAAUUGUCACAGUAGAAGUACAAAAUGUUCAACUUCCAAUGGCCACGACCACCACCACUGGUGAAGUGAGGCUUCAGAGUAUGGAUUUGCCACAGCAGGUGUACAAGGCUGACAAGAUAUCACCAGCAUCAUCGCAGGCAGUUCAGAAAACUUCACCUGACAUUAUCUGGGGUGAGGCAACCCUGGUGGAAGGAUUGCCCUCUCAGGAAAACAAAGCUCAAACAGUAACAAGUGUUGUGACGACUGAGAAGUUUGUUCUGGAGGUACCAGAGGGAACUGCCACGGGGAGCAUCUUCACAGAAAUACAGCCACUUGCAGGGACAGGACCCAACAGUCAACUAAUUAAGGGUAAACCAUUGGAGGAUGCUCCACAGGCUCUGAUUACAUCCACCAGUGACCUGGACAAUCAUCUGAGCAGGCUGGUGUAUAAAGUCCUGAGCUGCAAGAACCAUCCAGCUGAGCUCAACCCAACAGCCAUGGCCCAGCAGCUGGAGGAGGCUCAGGAGUGCAGAGAGACUGCCCAGGCACAGGUGUCAUUGCUCUCUCAGUUGAAAGGCGCUGAUGCUGAGAACAGGGAUGCUCUGGAGCUUGUAGAGGACCAGUGGUAUACUGCUGUUCAGGAUGCAGCUGCUGUUAUCCAGAGUAAAGAGGCCCAACUGCAGGUGCUGACUGAUUACUGCAGACAGAUCCAAGCAGUCAAGACCACGCUGGAGAGACUGACAGCAGAACUUGAUGCUGUUAAAAUUUCCCCAGAGGAGAGCAGCUCCAAGGAUGCAGAGCGACUAGCCUCCUUACAGAGAAGUAUAGAGGAGAACAGAUCAGUACUUGGGGAGAUGCUCAUAACCCAUACCAAGCUAUGUCCCCACCUCAGCCGGUCGGAGCAGGCAACCACACAGACUGAGCAGAAAAAUCUACAAGACAAGUGGAGAAGCCUGGAAAGAGCAGUCGAGAGGACCUUGUAUCACAGAAAUAUCCAUUCUCACGAAACCAACAGCCUUCUGUCUGCGAUAUCAAGUCUUCAGGAACAUUUGGAGACAAUCAGCAAAGACCUUGAAGCCAAGUCACCUUCAGUUACUCAAUGGAAUUGCAAGAAGGCGCAAGAGCUGAUGGUGGCAAAUGCUGAGGUUAAAGAUGCCCAGCAAAAAUACCUUUAUUUGCAGCAGCUGUCAGAGGUGCUACUCAUUAGCUCACAGCGGGAGAAGGAAACACAAAAGAUACAACAGGGACUUCAGAGGGUCAAAGAUCAGCUUUCCCACACAGAGGAACUAGUGUCUUCCCAAACUCAAAACAGCAGCAACCCCAUCAUGGAGAAAAUUAUUGUGGUGAUGAGGGAUGGCCUUGCCUGGGCAAAGCAGACAGAGAGUGACAUUGAGGGCAGGAGGAAGAGGGUGGCUCUGCUCCCUGAGGAGGUGCACCGGCAGCUCAGAGAUUUGAAGAAGCUGCAGUCUGAGGUCAUGGCCAAAGAGGGCCAAUUGGAGUCACUGGUGGAGGAGGUGACGGAGCUCCUUCCACAGCUGGACCAGGCUGAGGAAGUGCCCAUGGUUCGCUCUUGUCUGGAAUCCCUUCAAGAACUCUCAAAGUUGACUACUGAGAAGCUAGCCAAGGCUGUGAGAGAGAUAGAGUCAGGACUGCAGACCAGAGAAAAACUGUCAGAGCAGAUUGCUGACCUAGACUCCUGGGUUGUGGCUCAUUUGCAUAGAGAGGCCUUGAGGAGUGCAGAUGAUGAGCUCAGGAGCCCUAUUGAACUUGAUCGCAGAGUUCGUCAGAUCCAAGAGACCGUGGCUGAGGCUGAAAAGCAGGGCCCUGUGUGUGAGGCUCUUUUAAUGAAGAGUAAAGACAUUGCCUCUGAACUCAGCAUCACAGAGAACUGUCAGCUUUUUAACAAGCUUACCAAGCUCAAGGAGGACAUCCGAGACAUCAGCAGCUAUGAGAAGGCCAACAAAAAGGAGCUGGACAAACUCACCCAGACUGUAGAUUCAAGCAAGAAAAACCUGGUCACCAUUGAAAAAAGCCUUAGGCAGAUGUUAGUAGAUCUUAAUAGACACAGGUACCCCAUCACAAGAGAGUCUCUGCAGGCUUUGGAGCCUUUCAAACACAUGAUUUUGGAGCACAAGUCCCAGGUUGACCUUCUGCAAUCUUGGAUUCCCCAGGAAAAGACAAGGGUACUGUACUCAGUCAUUUCUGAGCUUCACAGCAAAAUGGCCACCCUUGAAAUGAAAUCCAGAGAUCAUGAGAGCUACCUGUACGUGAGGCAGUGUGUGGAGGACCUCAGGGAGAAUGUUCAGGCGCAGGUCCAUCAGACCAAAGAAGACAGCAGGGAGCUGGAGGAGAAGUACAAACUCUGUCAGGCGCUCCUCGUCCAGUUACCUCUAUUAAAGUAUUUGUCCGAGGAGGCUCACACCAAACUCCAGAUGAUUUCUGCUGACCUCUACCCCUCACAGCUGACCACAGAGCAACGCAGACUAAAACAAAAUGUGGAUAGCCUUGACACCUUGGAGAUGACACUCUACAAUAACCUUAGCAUCCUUGAGAGGAAGCUGCUGAAGGAACUGGACCUGGAGUCCGAAAAGAAAACCACUCAGGCCUUCCUCUGGAAGAACCACCUGGAGCUCCAGAAACUUCCCAUGUUGGAGCCAAAUGAAACAGCAAUUAAAAACGAAUACUGCAGAAUCCUGUCUUUGAAAAAGACUGUAGAGUCAAGAAUGAGAGCGCUGGAGGUUCUAGAGAAGCAGAAGGGAACCAAACGAGGAAGCGGAUCCCAAAAUCUAAUGGACUUGAAGAAAGCAGUCCUCAUUGAAUGUGACUCACAAAUGGAGAAGAUCUCCCAGGCUAGGGACUCUUUGAGAAGCUACACAUGCGCUGUUAGACAAGCAGUACAAUUCCUGAGGGACAUCGACGUCUCUCUGCUGCCACCACAGGGCUCUGCUGGACUCUGCUCUGAAAGGCUGGUGGAGACCCAACAAGCUUUGGCCUCGCUCCAGCAGAGAUUCCAGACCCAUGUGGAGCAGCUCCAGAGUCAAGUUGCCCUGCAUCCUUACCUGUCCCCCCAGAAGGUGGAGCAGCUCCAGGAGAACAUUCUGAGCCAGCUCCUGGUGAGGAUGUCCACGCUCCAGGCAAAGGGACACAUACAACUGGAGCGUCUGAGCAGGUGUGCAGAAAAUCACAGAAAAUACACCAAGUGCCAAGAUGAAAUCAUCCUGAGUGUGAAGAGCACAGAGAACAACCUCUUACAGGUCAUACGUCAAAAGGUCACCUGUCUCGCUGACUGCACUGACCAAGAAGCAAAGCUCAGAGCUCUGUGUGAGGAGGUGGAGUCCUUGCAGAGGCGUCUGGAGGAGCUGAAGGAGUGGUGCCCAGAGCAGAGCUGUUGUGGAGGCCGAGUGGCAACAGUGACUGUCGUCUGGAAACGGGUAACAAGACUAUUUCGCUGCACACGGGAGCUGACAACUCGUAGUAAGCAGAGGAACGCAGAAUGGAGCGAAAUCACCAACAGUGUGGAGAAGGCCUCCGUUGUCCUGGAGCAGGUGGAGGCGGAGCUUCCUGAUGGCUCCCGUGUGAAGUCCUCCUCUGAGGAGCUUCAGGACCUGCUGCAGUCCUGGGAACAGUACCAGGACAGACUGGACUGUGAACAUCGAGCCCUGUCCGCACUGGAACUCCGCACUGCCAGGCUGCUGGGUGUCCCCGCUCACCUGGAGCAGGCCCCUACCGCACCGCUCUGUCAGCAGCUGCAGGCGAUGCAGGCUCGAUACGGCAGUGUAAAGCAGAGGAGCAGGGAGGGUCUAGAAGCGGCCAGGAUGGAGCUGGAGGAGAGAGAAAAGGUUCGGGAGGAGCUGCAGGGCAUCCGGGUUUGGCUGGAGGCUGCAGAUGGUCUUCUGUCAGAGAUGGAACAAAGCAGAAGCACACAGGAGCUUCAGGAGGUUCACAGCCAGCUGUGUACCCAGAAGGCAUUGCUCCAGCGCAUCAUGGAGAACCUGAAGAUGAAGUACUCAGACAUGUAUACUCUGGUCCCGGUUGAGAUCGAAGGCCAGCUGCAGGAGGUCACGGAGUCGCUGAAGCAAGUAGAAGUAAAGGUGGGAGAGGCGGUGAAGAAGAGUGGGCCCGUCCACAGGCUGGGGGCAAAGCUGUCUGAGAUCCAGGCUGGCCUGAAGUCAGUUCAGAAAAGACUGGAACAGAGAAGCCCCACUGUGACUCAAGCAAAGAUCACUCAGAAGCGUGUGUGGGAUGAGCUCGAUGUGUGGCACUCGUGUCUGGCAGCGCUGGAGGUGGACAUGCAGGACUUAGAGAAGCCAGAGGAGGCUCUGAUGCUCACUGAGAGACUUGUGGAGGUCCAGCAGCUCCACUCGCAGCUGGCCAAGCAGGCGGAGCAGAGGACCACCCUCAUCAGCAAGAUUCAUACAUGGCUUCAGGAGCAUCAGGAGAUGAUCAAGAGCUCUAAAAGCUGGAUGGCCGAGGCUCAGACAUGGCUCGCUGCCCCUUGCACCUACACCAGCGCUAAAUGUCUGAGCAGUCACGUUCAGGCUCUGCAGACGGUGUUGGAUGACUCGGAACAGAUCCGAACCACGCUGCAGGGCUUCAGCUCAGUCCUGAAGGAAAUGUCGCAGGUUUGCGACAUCACAACUCUCCAAGAACAACUGGUCGAAGCAGAUCGCCAAGUGGCCAACGUUCAGGACAGCUUCACUACUCCCCUGUCUCAACUGGAGCACGCUGCUGCCGAGGUGGAAGCCAUUGAGAGUGAAGUCAGGCGGAUGGAGAAUGAUGUGACUGAGAUCAAGACCUUGUUAUCGUCUCCGGAGACUUUCCCCACUCCCAGAGAAGAAAGCCUCAAGGCUGUUGAGCAGAGGAUCCAGUCCAUGAGGAGGACUAUAGCGGAGAUCCAGAAGUGUAAACCAGGCCUUUGUCUUCCAGAAAAGGCUGAAGAGACUCUGACUGUCUUUAUUAUAGUGGACCAGCUCCAGAGUCUGUUACUGGAACUGGAGAAGAAGGUUCCUGCUCUGUUCAUCCAGCAGCCUCCGACUCCAAUCCAAGCCAAAGCACUGUCGGCCCAGCAGACGGCGUCUCAGCCUCAACUCCUAAAAUCCACUUCAGUGGAAGCUGAGAAGGAGGACACAGAGGGCCUAAUCAGAAUUGCCCACGUUGAAGCGGAUGUACUGGAGAGAUCCGGAGCCAAGCUACUGACUGUGGAGCAGUCCUCACCUGAACAGAGGAAGUCCUGGACACCUGACAGCGCUACGCAGUGGGAGCAUCAAGGCGUGCUCCAGGCUGAAGAAGCCAGAGGGAAAAAAGGGAGUGAGGAGCAGAGAGUGGAAGAAGGUGGAGGAGGUGUUUUAUGGUGGCUCUGGGAUGCUUUCCUUGGCGCUUCUCCAGAGGAACCUUUGGUCGUUGUCCCAGAGGAGACUGAAGUUACCACUGGACACGGCAGUGAACAGACUGGAGAAGAUAGACAGGAUGUUGAGGGCCCCACUGACACCACAGAAGCAAGUUCAUCUGAAGCUUUAUCAAAACCCCUGGGCACAGUCAGAACUCAGUCACUGCCCGAGAGCAUGGUAAACACAGCCUCCACCGUAAAAGUCUCCAAAUCUGACUCUGGAGCCCAGCAGAAAUGUGUGGUCUCCCCUGAGGCCUCUCUUCUUUCUCUCUGUCUCUCUGUCAUUCUCUCUCGCUCUUCCUGUGAUAAAGAGUCGCUGUCACUGGAGCCCUGCCACCGGCUCCAGGAAGUGGUUUCAGCCACAGGUGGGUGGAGCAGAGAGGCAAAGAAAGAGGAGAGCGAGGGAAAGAGACAGACAGGGGAGAGAGACUGGAAGUGGUGGUGUGAGAAACAGAAUUACAGCUCAGAAUUUAGAUCAACAGUAGAGCUGCAACCUGUUCAGGCCCCGGAGGAGCCUCGGCCGGCUGGGUCCCAACCUGGGCCCCGCCCCAGCGAAGGUGUCCUGCAUGUCUGCCUGGAGAGGGUUGGCCAGCUGGAGCUGUGGCUGUGGAAAGCUCAGAGCAGCCUGGUAGCCUCCGGAGCCGCUGGUUCACCGACCAUGCAGGACAGCAUGGAGCAGCAACUCCUCACCUGUCAGGAGAUGUUCCUGGAGAUCGAGCAGAAGGUCGCCAGCCUGUCGGAGCUCGGCCUGGCCGCUGACCAGCAGCUGCAGCAGCAGGAUGAACUGGGAGCUGUGGGGGCCCAGCAGGAAGCGGCUGAGCUGCUCUCCUCCAAACUGGAGCUCCUGAAGGCCAACCUGGUCAGCUUCCAACAGCUGCUGCAGGACAGACAGACAGAGGCCCACAAGGAGCCGCAGGAACUGAAGUCGGAUCCUCAGCCAGAGCACCACCUGGAGUCACAGUUGAAGCGCAGCAGCAGCGUUCAAGAAAUCUUCUCCUCACCUAGAAACAAACUGCUCAGACAGAGCAGCCUGCAACAGCAGAAGGAGUUUGAGCAGGAGCUGACUGAACAGAGAGGACUGACUCAGGCCAUCGCCAGGCAGGGCAGCAGGACUCGACUCGUCAGCCAGGACCCAGAGGACUACAGCCAGCUGUCACCAUGGUCGCCUCCUGCUGCGGCUGAUGAGGAGGAGGACUCUGCUCAGAAGAAGUGGGAUCGCCUUCACAGUCGGCUGCUGGGUUUGGAGGAGAGUUGGCUGCUUCCUCCCUCUGCGGUGACAGACUCAUCUACGAGGCGUAGUGAUGGAACAGCAGGACGUAUGAUUGGCACACAAACUCUGAAAGAGCUCCAGACUCACAUCAGCCACCUGAGAGAGCUGGGACACACAGCGACAGAGCGUCUGAAUCAGGCCCCCCCUGAGGACAGCUCCCAUCAGACGCUGGAUGAGGGUUUGUUUCAUGUGCUGUAUGGAGCGUCCCUGUCCCUGUCCUCCAUCAACAACCUGCUGCACUCAUCGGCUGGGACGACACACGACGGAGACACACAGCUGAGGCUGCUGCAGCUGCAGAGUCUGUCUGCAGAGCUGGCCACCCUCGGCAGCGAGGUGGCCUCUCAGGGGUCAAAGGUCAGCUGUGUCCUGGGGUCAGAGUGCGGUCAGCAGUGUGUAGAUGAUGUGUGUAGAGUCCUUCAUGUGGUCCAGGCCGCACUGACCAGCAGAGAGAAGCAGCUCAGAAACCUGCAGGAGGAGAAUGCAAAGCAACAGAUGCGACUAAAUGAGUUGCAUGCAGCCUUCACCUCUAACCAGACGACUGUUCACCAAAUAAUUAAUGAAUUCAGUGGAACCCUGGACCUUAACGAACAACUGCAGGCAGUGGUUCCGAUGCAGGAGGCUCUGCAGCAGCAGGUGGAGCAGGUGAGCUCCCUGCUGGGGGAGGCUGAACGACAAAACUUGCCGGCCUCUCUCAUCCACCAGGCCAAACAGCUGCAGGGUGAGCUGGACAGUUCUCUGGGUGGUGUUCGCUCCCGCUGUGAGGAGCUGAAGAGCAGCGUGGAGCUGCAGCAGCAGUACGAGCGGCUGGUCCACAGCCUGGAGGAGCUGCUCGCUCUGGGCUCUCAACGCCUCGCACAGCAGCCCGAGCUCCACAACAGAGCUCAGCUCCAGCAGCAGCUCAACAGUCACACGAAGUUCUUCCAGUUCCUGAGCCAUCAUUCUAGGAAUCUGCAGUACCUGACCCAGAGACUCCCAGAGAGCGCCCUCCAAAGGUGGGAAGGUGUAGUGAUGGGCCUGCAGGAUGAGGUGACCCGACUGCAGCAGCACGGACUGGAGAAGGGGACCAGGAUGGAGGAAAUAUUGCAGAUGUGGUCACAUUGGGAAGAGGACAGUGCCUGGUCAGACUCCCUGCUGAGAGGCAUUGACACUUCAUUUCCCAAGAUGCACGACGGGGGUGAUUCUGAGAAGCAGAUAUCAGAGAAGCUCUCUGUCUACCAGGAGCUGCGUGGCGUUCUGGACGGGAACAAGGCGCGGUUCAGUCGGAUGCUGGAGACGGGGUUCUGGCUGCAGACGGCGGGCUGUAGAGAAGUGGGUGUGUCCACCAGCCAGCUGGAGGCACGCUGUAGAGCCCUGCACAAGAAGGUGGAGCACAAAUGCACCAACGUAGCCUGGAACAGGAAGCUGAGGAGCAGGUUCCUUCGUGACUCUGCUGUACUGGCUGACUGGAUGGGCGGGGCCAGAGAGAUGAUUGACAAAUGGAGUCAGCUCUCUGUCUCAGCCAAUGAGGAGAUGGAUGUGGAACAGAGGCGGGACCACUAUCUCCAGUUUGUAACUUUGACCAAAGAGUCGGAGGCCAAAUCUGGACUGAAGGUGGCUGUAAUCGGUGCUGGAGCCCAGCUGGUCCAGCUGAGGGAAGCAGAUGGAGACUCAGAUGGAAAUCUAGAGGACAAAGAGGCUUCGCGAUGUCAGACUUCAGACCCAGAUCUCUGCUCCAUCCACUCCCAGCUCAGACAGAUAGAGAUGGACUGGUCCAGUCUGCUGGCCGAUGUUCCUGUGGUCCAACAAGCCCUACAUAAGCGAUGGGUGAAGACGUUGACCCAGCAGGGGGCGCUGCUGGAGCUGCAGGCCUGGCUGGAAGUUGCUGAGUCGCGCCUGGAGGAGCAACACAGCCAAAUCAACCGGACCUCCUCCACCAGCACCGUUCUGAGUCAGCUCCUGAAGUACUGCAAGGAGUGUCAGACAGAGAUGUUGGCCCAUCAGGCCACACUGGACUUUGUGAACCAGCCGUUACAGACAUGCAGUAUCGAGGAGGGCCAGAGGGGGCGCUAUGAGCACAACCAGUUCGCAGAGGAGCAGGGUCGUCUCAACCAUCAGUGGCUCAGUUUACAGGAAACUCUAAACUCUCAGGUCCAGGAAGUGGACCAGGAGCUGAGGAGCAGAGUGGAGCGGGAGGCCCGACUGCAGCAGAUCAACAGCUGGAUCGCAGAUCAGAACCUCUGGAUCGACUCAGCUCGGACUCCGAACAGCCAGACGGAGCUGCAGAGGAGCAUCAGCACCUGCCAGGAUCUGGAGGAGAAGAUCAGGCAGAAGUCUGCAGCUCUCCAGGAGUUGAGAGAUAAAGUUGAUGGUGGAGAAGAAACCAGCAGCUGUGAGUUCCUCUCUCAGACGGAGAAAUCCAUCCAGGCCUGUGCUGCUCUCACUCAACAGAAUGAAUCAGUGAAGCGGAGGCUGGUUCAGGCCCAGACGCUGUGGGACUGUGUGGAGAAGAGACUGAAUCAUGGGAUGCUGAAAACAAUGAGAACAUCUCAGACUCUCGAUCAUCACAGCAGCCCUCCGCUCUCCCUGCAGGCGCACAGAGAGCUCCAUGAAAAGCUGCAGCUUCUUCAUGAGGACUCAGAAGCUUCAGAGGCAGAGUGGGACGAACUGAGUGGAAGUGUCUCCUCCCUCAGAGACAUCAUCAGUCCUGCUGCUGCCGCCCUCCUUGCGGAUCAGCUGGACAGACAGAGAGACAGUUGGACUACGGUGUCUGCAGCGUUGGACCAGCAGCUCCAGAGGAGUCGGGGUGUCCUGCAGGUGUGGAAGGUCUAUGCCCGCCUGGCUACGUCUUUCUCCCAGCGGCUGCAGGCGCUGCAGAGUGACACUGAGUCAGCGCUGAGCAGCACGCCUGCAGACCAUAACACUGUGGAGCAGGUCGCUGUCAAGAUACACAACGUUCAGGGUCUCCUGGAGAGGACAGACACUCUACAGUCUGACCUGGAGGGGGUGCUGGAGGCCUCCAAGGACUUGACUGGCCACCUGGAACCUUCAGCUGCCAGUCUGGUCCAAUCAGAGAGCCGGUUGUUGUCACGUGGCAUCCAGCAGCUCAGCCGGACACUAACAGGGAAGCUGGGUCAGCUGCAGGAGGAGCUCGAGCGGCUGCAGGACUUUGGAAAGGUCCUGGAGGCGCUGGAGAGAAACCUGGAGCUUUGGCAGGAGCGUCUGCAGGAUGAGGCUCGGACAGCAGAGCAGUCUGGCCUCCUAGAGCCGAGCGGCCUGUCUGCUGACCUGGAUGUGCUGAAUGAGCUGAGCCGUAGCUUGACUCUGGGCGACGCUGCAGCACGCCGCCUGCAACGCCUCAACCACCACUGGGCCGACGCCUGCGCCAGGGCCGAGGAGGCCUGCAGUGAGCUGCAGACGGAGGCACUGAGACGGAAGAGUUUUGAGCAGAAGUGUGAGAGCUGGAUGUCUUUCCUGCAGAGGAUGGAGGACAGUCUGGCUGUAGAUGUUGCCGGCUCUUACGUUGGCCUCAGGCAGCAGCUCUGCACACACAAGAGGUUUCAGGCAGAGCUGUCCAUCGGUCACCAGAUUCUUCACUCCGUCAUCUCUGAAGCUCUUCAUCUGCUGCAGAAAGGAGAGGUAGAGGACAGGAGUGACUUCAUCCUGAAGCUUGCCCAGCUCCGGGAGCACUGGCAGGGGGCGGUGCAGCGGGCGGACCAGCGGCGCGCCCUGGUGGAGGGGCUGGUGAAGCACUGGCACCUGUACAGUCGCAGCCUGAAGAAGCUGCAGAGGUUCCUGUCGGACACGCAGACCCUCCUUCCCCCCGCAGGACCAGCCCGCUGCAGCCUGCAGCAUCUACGGCGCUCUCUCCAGGACCUCCAGCACACAGAGCUCUUGUUCCAGAGGUAUCAGUGCAGUUUUAUCCACACUCUGGACGUCGGUCGCCAGCUCUUCUGCAUGGGGGACGAGGAGACCCAGACUCAGCUGCAGACGGAUCUGGGAACCCUGCAGGAGGAGUGGGACAACCUCCACAGCCUGCUGGGCCGGAGGAUGGACCUCACAGAGGCCAUCGUCAAGAACUGGGAGCGCUGUGAGGCUGGACUAGCAGACAGCAUGCUGCAGCUGAAGGACGUGAAGACCAGACUGAACCAGUCGAUGCCAGAUAGCGACGAUGAGCUGGAGAGUGCCGAGAAAUUCACCAAGGAGAACGAGGACUCCCUGGAGGACUGGGCUGAGAGCCUGACGGAGCUGAGCACCAUGAAGACGGAUCUGUCCCAGUACAUCAUCGCCGACGAUGUCCUGCUGCUGCAGGAGCAGGUGGAGCACCUGCACUGUCAGUGGGAGGAACUCUGCCUCAAGGUGUCUCUGCGUAAACAGGAGAUCGCUGAUCGUCUGAACGCCUGGAUCAUCUUCAACGAGAAGAACAAGGAGCUGUGUGAGUGGCUGACGCAGAUGGAGAACAAGGUGGCGCACAACUCCGACCUCAAUAUCGAGGAGAUGGUGGAGAAACUCAAGAAGGACUGUAUGGAAGAGAUCAACCUGUUCAGUGAGAAUAAAACCCAUCUGAAGCAGCUCGGGGAACAGCUCAUCACAGCCAGCAACAAGACGAAAGAGACGGAGAUCAACGACAAGCUGAAGGACAUCAACGACCGCUGGCAGCAUCUGUUUGACCACAUAGAGGCCAGGGUGAGGAAGCUGAAGGAGACCCUGGUGACGGUGCAGCAGCUGGAUAAGAACAUGAGCAACCUGCGGACAUGGUUGUCUCGUAUCGAGGCGGAGCUGGCCAAGCCGGUGGUCUACAGCGUCUGCCACAGCGACGAGAUCCAGAGGAAACUGGCUGAGCAGCAGGAUCUGCAGCGAGAUAUUGAGCAGCAUACAGAGAGUGUGGCGUCUGUGCUGACGCUUUGCGACGUCCUGCUCCACGAUGCCGACGCCUGCGGCAGUGACUCCGAGAAUGACUCGAUCCAGCAGACCACCCGCAGCCUUGACCGACGCUGGAGAAACAUCUGUGCCAUGUCAAUGGAGAGGAGGAUGAGGAUUGAGGAGACUUGGCGUCUCUGGUGCAAGUUCCUGGACGACUACUCUCGCUUCGAAGACUGGCUGAAGACAUCUGAGCUCACUGCAGCAAACCCGGACUCCGCCAACGUCCUCUACACCAGCGCCAAAGAGGAGCUCAAGAAGUUUGAGGCGUUCCAGCGGCAGGUUCACGAGCGCCUGACUCAGCUGGAGCUGGUCAACAAACAGUAUCGUCGCCUGGCUCGGGAGAACCGGACUGAUGCCGCCAGCAAGCUCAAAGUCAUGGUCCACGAGGGGAACCAGAGAUGGGACAGCCUGCAGAGGAGGGUGGCUGCGGUUCUCCGCAGACUCAAGCACUUUACCUCUCAGAGAGAAGACUUUGAGGGGACCCGUGAGGGGAUCCUGGUCUGGCUGACAGAGAUGGACCUCCAGCUCACCAACGUGGAGCACUUCUCCGAGAGCGAUGUCGAAGACAAGAUGAGGCAGCUGAACGGCUUCCAGCAGGAAAUCACCCUGAACACCAACAAGAUCGACGCCCUGAUCGUGUUUGGGGAGAACCUGAUCCAGAAGAGCGCUCCACUGGACGCCGUGCUCAUCGAGGACGAGCUGGAGGAGCUGCACUCCUACUGCCAGGAGGUGUUCGGCAGAGUGGCUCGCUUCCACCACCGCCUGGUCAACAGACGCCCGGUCCUGGAGGAGGAGAGGGAUCUGUCGGACCGGGAUACAGACCUGGACGACACACCUGAUCUGACCAAUGGGACUUCCUGGAGGGGGGCGAGGAAGAAGGAGGAGGAAGAGGAGGAGGUUCCGGCAGUAGGUGGAGUCUCAGCCGGACGACAGGCCAUGUGUCACCUUCUGGCACCGCCUCUGGAGCGGUCGGGGCGAGAGACCCCCGUCAGUGUGGACUCUAUCCCGCUGGAGUGGGACCACACGGUCGACGUAGGGGGAUCAUCGUCGCACGAGGAUGACGAGGACGCCACCUACUUCAGCGCUCUGUCAGAUGUGAAGGUCACAGAGAGCUCAGAGUCGUUUGUUAAAGCGACGGUCAGAGCAGUGAACGCGGCCUCGGUGAAGUCAGUGACCGACCCGCCCAGCUGGCACCAGCCCAGCUCCCCAGAGAGGAAACGAGUUCCUAGAGAAAUCAUCCGAGGCCUGAGCUUGUGUCCCGCACACACCAGUACUCCCUUCCACCAGCAGGGCUACGUUAAGCUGAUGUCGGAGUGCAGCGGCAGCAUCAACAGCGUGAAGAGAGUCAAACUGAUCCUUAACGAUGAGGAGGAGCUGGACGAUCGGGGUCUGACCAGCAGCACCGCCGACAAACAGACCAGCACAGGUGUGAUUGAGCGCUGGGAGCUGCUGCAAGUCCAAAGGUUCAACCACGAGACGGACAUCAAGCAGGACCUGGAGCAGUGGCAGAAGCUGAACGCCGACCUCUGCGAUGUCACUUCCUGGUUGGGAAGGGUGCUGCCAGAGCUCGAGAGGCUGCAGCGGAUCACGCCGUCCACCAGCAUCCGAGACAUCGAAGUCAACAUCAGGAAACUAAAGGAGAUGCAGAAGACCUUCAACAGCUACAAGUGUCUGAUGAUCUCCGUCAACCUGAGCAGCCGUCACUUCCUGCGGGGCGACAGCGCCGAGCUGCGGGAGCUGCAGGACGCCCUCGCCUCGGCCAAUCACAGCUGGACACAGGCCUGCGGCGGCCUGGAGAGCUGGGAGAGGAGGCUGCACGCGGCGCUCAUGCAGUGUCAGGAGUUCCAUGAGACGCUGCACUCCCUGCUGCUGUGGCUCGCUCAGGCCGAGAACAAACUCCGCGGCGUGAACGUCAGCGAGCCGACGGCGCCACGCUCCGUCCUGCUGGAGCACCGAGACACGCUGACGACUCUGCAGGAGGAGCUGUGCGGCCGCCAGCAGCAGGUCUCCUCUCUGCAGGAGAUCUCCUCUCAGCUCCUCCUGGAGGCCACCGCAGAGGACAGCAUCGAGGCCAAGGAGAAGGUCCAUGUCAUCUGCAACAAACUGCGCCUCCUGCUGCGACAGGCGGCUGCUGACCUGCACACGCUGCAGGGAAGACUGGCACAGGAAACCUGCUCAACCAGCUCUGAAAUGGACAGCAUCGGUCUGGGAACACUGAGAUCUCCUCUGCUGCUGCACAAGGAGGACGCUGGUCUACAGGCAGCUACAGUUGGAAAACUGGCAACGAGAAGGGAGGAGAGGAGGGAUUCUUCCCCACGACGACCGCUCUUCUACCGGGUUCUACGAGCUGCCUUCCCCCUGCACCUGCUCUUCUUCAUGCUGCUGGUUCUGGCCUGCCUGGUGCCUCUGUCCGAAGAGGACUACAGCUGUACACUGUCCAACAACUUCGCCCGCUCCUUCUACCCCAUGCUGCGCUACACCAACGGCCCUCCGCCCACAUGAACACUGCCAUGACGCCCAGCGGUGGCGUUCGUCUAUGAGUUGGAGGACUGAAAGACCCGAGGCUGGAAUCCAAAAUGGACCCGUUAACAGUGUCAAAAUGCAAGGCACCUUCUCCCUUCACAAGAGAGAAAGAAGCACCGCCCUUCAUGUCCGAAGGCCCCAUCUUGUGUGUUUUUUGACUACAUUUUAUUGGUGUAUUUAAAAAUGUAUUUAUUAUUUGUGGAGCUCCACAGUUUAAAAAAAAAAAAGAAGCCAUAUCACUGGUUUGUUUUGAAGUUUUGUCUUUUUCCUAUAUGUAGAUUUGCCAUCUGACGUCCCCACUGAACAUUUUCAAUAUACGGUGCAAAGACAAAAAAAUGGUCAAGAUUUAUUUUAAUAUCGACAGUAUAUUUUCAUUUUUGUACUUUCACUAUAGUCCGUUGGAUCUAAUUUGAAGGAUAAAAGACCGUUAUUACCAAAGCGCCCAGAAAUCGAGGAGUAGCCAUUUUCUACCACUGCAGCUAUUUUUACUGUUUUUCAUAGAAGGCAGCCACUUGUUGAUAGCACAUUUUGUACAGAGAGGUGUGUUGUUUUGAUUUUGUUGUUUGAUUUAGUUGUUUGAUUUGGAGGUAUUUAAAAUAUGUAAGAUAUGACUUUUUUUAAAUGAUGGCAGUGACUCAUCUGCAGACAUGCCUUUCCUUUCUGUAGCCAACAGAACAACCAUAAUUAUCAGAUAAUGUACCUUUAAUGGUGAUGAAUUUUGUAUAUAAGGGAAAACUACUGAGAGAGAAAUAGGUAAAUUAUUGUUUCUGAGUGUGAGUGUGGAACUGAAACCUAUCAGUUAUUUAACAUGGGGCAAUAGUUUGAAAUGCUUUUAUAUUGUAUAUUUGUGGCAUUCAGAGUCAUACGCGGUUGUUACAGUGAAUUUUAGUAUUCCCUUUUCGUGAGAGCCGAUACGAUAAAAUACGAUGUCAAAUUUACAGCCAGUGUUUUCGGAGGUCAUUCUUGAAUAUUUUAGCAAAUCACUGAACCUAAAUGGUUAGCAAAAAAAAGGCACUGAUCCUCAAAUUAAAUCUGUAUUAGGCGAUUCUUUACCACUAGGUGGCAGAAAGCCUCUUAAACGCACUGACAGAAAUGCAUCUAAUGCUAACUGCUUUUAGCUAAUGUAGUAGCAUAAAAACUGCCUACUUGCACAUCCAGCAAACAAUAUCUGGCUCUUUAGCUAGAUGGUCCACUUUCUUAACUGACUACUAGCUAACUUUGUCCAUCUGCGUUUUGGUGCUGGACAUGUAGCUAAACUUUUGUUGUCGAUUAUGUUUGUUGGAAACUGCUUGCUAUGACAAAUGUGAGUUUGAACCAUUAAAUCUAUAUGCAGCAGUAUAUUCAAAACUGUUAGCUAAAAAGAGGCUGACGGUUCUGUACUACGGCUUCUGCUACAGUUAGGAGUUGAUUCUCAGUGUGCUCGCUAUUAUGAGCAACCCUUUUCAGAUUUGAGUCAUAUCAAAAUAUCGCUUAAUGAAGUUUUAAAGGUUUCUUUUUGAGAUAUGGUAACAGCAGUAUUAGCUCUGGGAGUCCUGUGUCCAAGGAUUAACAGCAGCAAACAUAUCACACUGCCAUCUAGCUGUUAAACAAGGUAACAAUGUGGCAGUGUCUUUUUUUUUAAUGCAAAAGAAAUCUGAACUAUCCUCCUUUAAGAAUAAUGACUUACCCAACGCUGUCCCAGUUGGCCUCAUGGAGUAAAGUCCUGCAGGAAUCAAACAGGUUAAAACAAAGACUGGUUUUUGAAAAACACAGUUUGUUGUUUAAAUACUGUAAUGUACAUGUGGGAUUUACCUGAACGCUGCUUUAAAAACACUCUUCAGUCGUGCAGACCUUCAGACUGGUGUCAAAAUCUGACAAGCCAGACUUGGAGUAGAACAUGAAUGUAAGUGAUCCUUUGGGCACUGAAUGUAGCUGUGUACAUGCACAAUCAAAGUAAUUAAAUGUAUUUAAUUUACAAUGUUAAUAUUGUUGAUCCUAAAUGUUAAAGAGAGUGUAUAAUUUGAUUUGAAACUCAGUGUUUGAUACCAAUUUGUACAUAAUCUCCUCACACGCCAGCAGAACAGAAACAAACAACAAAAAGUGUGUAAAGUUUGAUUUAUUUUGUGAACUCUUAUUUAUGGGAUGUAUAGAUUGUCAUUUUUGACUGACAAUAAACCGUGUUUGCCAUGA